Messenger RNA from Rhincodon typus (whale shark), 953 nucleotides. RefSeq names its product multidrug and toxin extrusion protein 1-like. The coding region runs from base 355 to 945 and encodes 196 amino acids. The transcript is spliced from 6 exons. Gene Ontology annotation, cellular component: membrane. The record is from RefSeq and is a predicted model, not a curated record. Gene Ontology annotation, biological process: transmembrane transport. Lineage: Eukaryota; Metazoa; Chordata; Chondrichthyes; Orectolobiformes; Rhincodontidae. Gene Ontology annotation, molecular function: xenobiotic transmembrane transporter activity; antiporter activity.
GAGGCGGGGUGGAGCUCACAUGUGAUUGGUGGAGCUGUGACGGAGGGUCGCGGGGACGCCUCUGAAAGGGAACGGUGGAUUCGGGCCAAUCACUAAUGGUGUUGGGGCGACGUGCAGCUAGGUGAGCCGUUGCCUGGAGAUACCUGGACUCCCCGGCCCGAGGCACUGCAAGGUGAGCUCGGCGGUCCCCGGCCUGAGACACCCGGAGAGCCCGGUGCUCCCCGGCCCCAGAGACCCGCCCCCCGCACUUCUACACUCACCUGGAGCCCCCGGGGGACGCUGCUCCCAUUGAAACCCCUGGCGCAGUGAAGGCCGCGGCUCCAAGUCCCAGGAAGCGGCUCACAGAGCCGGGUCAUGGCCCAGUCCCCAGCCGUGAGCUUCAGCGAUGUCACACCGACGACAGGCACCUCGGGGCGGUUAAUGUUAAGGACAGUGUUCGGUGUAAGCGACGGCAGUUUCUGGAAGGAAGUGAGGGAGCUGUCCCGACUGGCUGGCCCAGUGUUUUUCUCUCACCUGAUGGUCUUUAAUAUAAGUAUUGUCAGCUCUGUAUUCUGUGGACAUUUGGGAAAAGUAGAGUUGGAUGCUGUUUCACUUGCCACAGCUGUUAUAAAUAUAUCAGGCAUUUCAAUAGGUGUUGGGUUGUCUUCAGCAUGUGACACUCUCAUAUCUCAGACAUUUGGUAGUAAGAACCUGAAGCGAAUUGGAGUGAUUCUACAAAGAGGGAUUCUCAUUCUCCUGCUCACCUGCUUUCCCUGUUGGGCUCUCUUUAUUAACAUUGAACACAUCCUGUUGGCUUUCAAGCAGCCUCCAGAGGUGGCCAAUUUAACACAGCUCUAUGUGAAGAUUUUUAUUCCUGGCCUUCCGGCAACAUUUUUGUACGAGUUAGAGACCAGAUACCUUCAGAAUCAGGUGUGUUUAUUGAAUAAAUGUCUAAUUUUACUUUGAAAGUGCAU